Messenger RNA from Vigna umbellata (rice bean), 1384 nucleotides. The record is from RefSeq and is a predicted model, not a curated record. NCBI's taxonomy places the organism in Eukaryota, Viridiplantae, Streptophyta, Magnoliopsida, Fabales, Fabaceae.
UUGGCCCUUUGCUUCUUGCAUUUUUUAAGGGUAAAGUUUACUAAUGGACUUUUCUGGCUCAAAUAUGUGGAUAAGGUUCAUGGAACUCUUAUGCCACCUGAUGGACCCGAAUAUUGGCCAAAGAACAACAGUAGGCACCAAUGGUUGGUGUUUUAUAGAAUCAAUGGAAUGUCACUGGAAGGAAGUGGUUUAAUAGAUGGGAGAGGAGAAAAAUGGUGGGACCUCCCAUGUAAGCCUCACAAGGGACCUAAUGGGACAACACUCCCUGGACCCUGUGAUAGCCCAAUUGCCAUAAGGUUUUUUAUGAGUUCCAACUUGACUGUGCAUGGACUAAGGAUAAAGAACAGCCCCCAGUUCCAUUUCAGAUUUGAUGGCUGCAAAAACGUCCACAUAGAAUCAAUCUACAUAACAGCUCCAAAACUUAGCCCCAAUACUGAUGGAAUUCACAUAGAAAAUUCAAAUGAAGUGAAAAUAUACAAUUCUGUUAUUUCUAAUGGUGAUGAUUGUGUUUCCAUUGGAUCCGGCUGCAAUGAUGUCGAUAUUAAGAACAUUACAUGUGGACCUGGUCAUGGAAUUAGCAUUGGUAGUCUGGGGAAUCACAACUCUCGAGCCUGUGUUUCAAACAUUGUGGUGAGAGAUUCACUCAUAAAAAUGACAGAUAAUGGGGUUAGGAUCAAGACUUGGCAAGGUGGAUCAGGAUCAGUGUCUGGAGUGACAUUCAACAAUAUUCAUAUGGUUAGUGUAAGAAAUCCAAUCAUAAUUGACCAAUUCUACUGCCUCACCAAGGAUUGCACCAACAAGACCUCUGCAGUAUCUGUAUCAAAUAUUAUUUACACAAACAUAAGGGGUACUUAUGAUAUAAGGAGCCCCCCAAUGCGUUUUGCUUGCAGUGACUCUGUCCCAUGCACCAACUUAACACUCUCAGAAAUUGAGCUUCUUCCAGCUGAAGGAGACAUAGUGCAUGACCCUUUCUGCUGGAAUGCAUAUGGAGAUUUGGAGACACUAACCAUUCCACCAAUCUCAUGCUUGCUCGAGGGCACUCCUCAAUCCGUGUCAGACUUUGACAUAACUCGUUGCUGACCCAUUGCUUUCUCUGUAGGACAAAAAUGUGAGCAUGUACAUAAUUUAUUACUUGGAAGUGAUUAGGCCUUUAGGGAAUACAUAGCAUGAUGUUCACUCUAAUUAUCUUGUGAUUGUUGAGGAGUUGUGUUUUUUAUACUCCUCCCCAAUUGUAAACUAUAUGUCGUGUGAUUAUUCUGGAAUGAUUGGCGUUUGAACUUAAUUGCUUCAUUCAUUGCUGUAUAUGAGCUUGAAUUAAAUCCUGAUUACAAAUUCAAAGGACGGAGUUAACAUGAUUGAAAAAAAGACACUUAAAAAUGUGUUG